GAAGGUUAAAAAGAAGUUAUCUCGGCCUAACUGUUUUUUUUUUCACUUUCACAGAAAUUGAAAACUUGGAUGACUCACCCUAACCCGGUCCCGACUCUAACAUUUUUUCAUGGGCUUUGCAAAUGAUUCAAAUUCAACUAGAUUUUGUGGAUUUGGCAUCACAAGGCAUUUAACUCAAGUUUGACUUUGAUCUCCACUUGGCAUCUAUAUCUACCUGCAUUUUACUUUUUAGCUCAAAAAGUUUAAAAAGCGAUUUGUUGAUAGACACAGGACUGGUUGGUACUCCAAACAGGAUUAGCAUUAGCGGAGUAUGAUUGAUGAAGUUGAAUUCUGGACACAAAUAGAUAAUUUGACUGAAGAUUUGAAGAAAGAAGACAGAGCUCGCAAGCUGAGAGAACAGUUUUGCCAAACAAGAGACCUAGAAGCUGUGAAAUGUGUGAGAACAAAAUGCAUUGGGAGUCAAGAUGUAUUGCACAGGAUAGAAGCUGUUGUAGAAAACAUAGUGACUUGCAUUGCCAGAGGAGAAGCACCACAUCUUAGCUACUGCAGGAGAAACAGUUGGGAUAGUGUUAGUUUCAGAGAAGAUGUCGGACUGGAGAUGAAGGAUGAUGGAAAGAUGACUGAAGUGAGAUUUGAUGUACCUACUUCCACAAAUAAGUUUGCUCUUAUGUUGAAAGUUCUUGCCUUAUGCUACAGGCUUGUACAGACCGAUACAUAUUCAACAAAGAGAGACCUGUACUACAGCGAUGUUCAGUCAUUUGGCAGUCAGUCAAUUGUUGAUGACAUCGUUGAUAACCUAUGUUGUCUGUUGCAAGUUCCAAGACGAUGCCUUCAUAUUCUGGCUACGUCAAAAGGAUUGGUCUAUGGGGACCUACGCUUUACUGAUGUUUCUGGAUCCUACAUUGAUUGCAGCAGGAAUAGAACAGGAACACAAGUGCCAAAUCAUGUUGAAGGAGUGACAAACAUCCAAAGUCACGCUAGAUUUGUGUUGAUUAUUGAGAAAGAUGCUACCUUUCAGAAGAUAAUUGAUGAUGGUCUGUUGGACAGGAUACCUAACUGCAUCAUCAUUACUGGUAAAGGAUUCCCUGAUAUCAACACGAGAAUGCUGGUCCGUACGCUGUGGGACACCAUGCAUAUACCUGUAUUUGCUCUUGUAGAUGCUGAUCCCCAUGGGCUAGCAAUUCUCUUUGUAUACAAGUUUGGAUCAAGGUCUUUAAGCUACGAAUCUCACAGCUUAACAGUCCCAUCCAUACGAUGGCUUGGUGUAUUGCCAUCGGAUGUGAAAGGAUUGAGGAUCCCAGAGGAAGCACUCAUACCACUCUCUCCAUCAGAUCUGAAGAAAGCUUCUCAUCUCAUGAGAAGACCAUUCUAUAAAGAGCUCCCUCAGUGGAUGUCAGAGCUUCAAGAAAUGAUGAGAUCAGGAUACAAGGCUGAGAUCCAGAGCUUGACGUCGAUCUCAGAAACUUUCCUCACUGAUGUAUACCUACCAACCAAAUUAAGAUGUGGAGGAUGGAUUUGAAAAGAACUGAGGAACUGAGAAAAUAUGGUUUAUUAUAUCAAAUUGAAUUGAAAAGUAAUGUUCUAUAACCAAUGUACAUGUACCGAUAUUGUAGUCUUGAUUGGUUUAUAAACUAUGAAUUCAUUAUUUCUUGCUAUGUCUGUGGGUGCUCUUUAUGUUUGACUUUUAGUUGGCAGUGGUUGUAUGACUACCAGUAUGCAAAAAAUGUGGAAAAUUAAAGUAGAAGUGAAAAUUUGAAGAAUAUUUUAAAGAGGAAAAAAAGUUUGAAUAUAAGAAGGAUAAUUGGCUAUUUGAUUAUAUGAAUAUGUAAGGAACAUACAUGUAGCCUCCUGGAUCCUAAAAAUGAUUAGUUGUAAUAGUGAUUUGUGUAACCUUGUAAGUUGUUUUGGUCCAGAAGCUAUUGAGUGCCGAAGUGAUGAUGUCACCAAAACUUUUCUCGCAUUUCAGAAUUUUAUACCAUAUUUUGGUAGAGCAUGAUGAUAUGCCCCCACUACCAAAUUUUGGUGCAAAUCGAUCCAUGGGGGCCUGAAAUAUGACCUCAUGAAUAUAAAGUCAAUGUUUUAUUGGCCGGGUUCCAACGUUUAGAACUAGGCCAAUAAUAAAUUGACUUCAAUGGGGCUAAUUAUGUAUUCAUGAGGUUAUACAUG
This is a messenger RNA of Lytechinus variegatus (green sea urchin), 2166 nucleotides long. Its product is annotated as meiotic recombination protein SPO11-like. Gene Ontology annotation, molecular function: DNA topoisomerase type II (double strand cut, ATP-hydrolyzing) activity; DNA binding; ATP binding. Gene Ontology annotation, biological process: meiotic DNA double-strand break processing; reciprocal meiotic recombination; meiotic DNA double-strand break formation. Lineage: Eukaryota; Metazoa; Echinodermata; Echinoidea; Temnopleuroida; Toxopneustidae. Gene Ontology annotation, cellular component: nuclear chromosome. The coding region runs from base 311 to 1519 and encodes 402 amino acids. The transcript has 12 exons. The record is from RefSeq and is a predicted model, not a curated record.